AGCGCGGCGCGCGCGCUGAAGAUGAGUGCACUUGUCAUGUUACAACUUACUAGCGCAGCCGCGAAACUGUAGUAUGGACCAGCUAUGUUGUCCAGAAAAGGACUUAUUCCCGACGACUAUUACUUGACUCGGUUGGCGGAGGAUGUGUUACAGCCCAAAUAUAAAUCGACCAAAUCGCGGACGGCGCGAUUCGUCGCCAAGAACGGAACCUGCAACGUCGCGCACACGAACAUACGCGAACAAGGACGGUUUCUACAAGACGUGUUCACCACUCUAGUGGAUCUAAAAUGGCUUCACACUCUGGUGAUCUUCACGAUGUCCUUCUUGUGCAGUUGGCUGUUGUUCGGGAUGAUCUGGUGGCUCAUCGCCUUCGCGCACGGAGACCUGGACCCGAAAGGUGACGAAUUUGUCCCGUGUGUAACGGACAUCCACUCGUUCUCCUCAGCCUUUCUGUUCUCCAUUGAAGUCCAGGUGACCAUCGGUUUCGGCGGACGGAUGGUCACCGAGGAGUGCCUAUCGGCCAUCGUGAUAUUGAUCAUUCAGAACAUAGUCGGCUUGCUGAUCAACGCCAUCAUGUUGGGAUGCAUCUUCAUGAAAACCGCGCAAGCGAACCGGCGCGCGGAAACGCUCAUCUUCAGCAAACACGCGGUUAUAACCGUCAGAAACAACAAGCUGUGCUUCAUGUUUCGCCUCGGCGACUUGAGGAAGAGCAUGAUCAUCAGUGCCGCCAUCCACAUGCAGGUGGUGCGGAAAACCGUCACCAAUGAAGGCGAGAUGGUGCCUUUGGAUCAGAUAGACAUCCAGAUGGACAACCCGCUGGGCACCAACAGCAUCUUCCUGGUGUCGCCCCUUAUCAUCAACCACGUCAUUGACAAAAACAGCCCGCUGUAUGAUCUGUCGGCGGCUGAUCUGCUGCACGAGGACAUCGAGGUGGUCGUCGUGCUGGAGGGGGUCGUGGAGACCACCGGCAUCACCACUCAAGCGCGGACCUCUUACCUGUCCGAGGAGAUAUUGUGGGGUCAGAGGUUUGUGCCGACGGUGUCUCAAGAAGACGGGAUGUAUGCUGUGGACUAUUCGAAGUUUGGGAACACCGUUAAAGUGCCCACGCCGAGCUGCAGCGCGCGAGCUCUGGAUGAGGCGGGAGGACUGGAGAGCUUUAAACUGCAGGAGUCCGGCAGGACAGGCGCAUCCGUGAGGAGAAGAGUCAAGAUCAGCACACCAAACAAACAGGAAUCUGUUACGUCGUUAACCUCCUGAGACGUUUUAUCAUUUUUUAUUUAACUGGAUUGGAAUAAAAAGUGACAUCCAAAUAGGUAUAACAACAAAACGUUGUCCGUAUGUCCACUGCAGUGGACACAAACAAUUUGGCAAGUCUCAAUAGGUUAAUGGUGAAAUAUUACGUUUGUAUGUAUAGUAAAAAGAGAUAUAAUAUAUAUUAAUAUUAUAUAAUAUUUUCGUUUGCACUGUUGCAACUACUUUUUUCCCCUUUAUAUUAAUUACCUCUAAUUGAGAAAUAUGCACGUUUGAACUGAGGUCUCAGGGAACUGAAUGGCUAUGCACAUGCUAUGAAGAAGCGCAUGACGUUUAAUGCAAUCCCUGUUUUAUGCCUUGUUAUAAAUAAACCAGCUUGUUUGUAUUGAA
Molecule: messenger RNA, 1641 nt
Organism: Pimephales promelas (fathead minnow)
Lineage: Eukaryota; Metazoa; Chordata; Actinopteri; Cypriniformes; Leuciscidae
Gene: kcnj11
Product: potassium inwardly rectifying channel subfamily J member 11
Biological process (GO): regulation of monoatomic ion transmembrane transport; potassium ion import across plasma membrane
Cellular component (GO): plasma membrane
Molecular function (GO): ATP-activated inward rectifier potassium channel activity
Source: RefSeq, a predicted model, not a curated record